Coregonus sp. 'balchen' is the source of this 22094-nucleotide messenger RNA. The record is from the annotation of a GenBank genome assembly. NCBI's taxonomy places the organism in Eukaryota, Metazoa, Chordata, Actinopteri, Salmoniformes, Salmonidae.
CCACAUUCCCACAUUCCUCAGAUAAAGCGGUUGGGAGCUGCUCUUCCUCCAGGCUCGGGGCUGAGGGAUCGGGGCUCUGGGCUGGGGAAGCUUGUGUGUCAGUGUAGGUGCGUCCCUAAAGCCCCCACUAAAGCUAAGAUAGGCGUAUCUCCCUCCCUCAUGUGUGCCAGACAAAACCCAUUUGUUUCUGAUCUGUUCCCUGGAUUUGGUCCUGACAGCUCAGGGUGUGCAACUGAGAACUACCAAGAGACAGAGAAUGAGAAGAGAGAGAAAAGAGAGAGAGAACACUUUUUGCGGGAUAUGAUGACAUGGGUGACGGAAUGCCUGUAUCAUAUGGAAGCCAUCAAUUCCAUCGCUCUCACUCGCUUAUCCAUCUCUCUAUCUCUCCAUUCCUUCAUUCCUUUAUUAAUCUGUCCUCCGACCACACAAUGUGUGCCCUUAACAGAGUCCAUCCGCAGUGUCAUGGCGACCGAGCAUAAACAGUGUGUUUCAGAAACCACUCGGGGGCAUUUAAGAUCUUAUUGAGUGUAAUAUUAUCCUGUAUACUGUAAACUGUCAACACCAUCCACUUACCACAGCCCAGCACUUCUCCAUAAUGUAGCCGUAGCCCCCGACGGCGGGCGGUCACGCUCACGUCAGAGUUUGUUUGGGAAAUAUUCACACUUGGAUCUGUUACUGUGAGGCUUUCUUCUUUCUCUUUCCUGUCUUCCAUCCCUCGGGGGGUUGGUGAUAAAGUCAGAGCCGUGGAUAAACAGAGGGUAGAGCAGGCUGUCUUAAACCUGGGCAGGGUAUCCACAGCCUCCAGGCUGUUAGGACAACACACUCACAUCUAUUUCUCAUUCCUACACUGACCAGCAGCCCUACCCUGGCUCUGUCCAGGUAAACUGUCAGUUAGUUACAGUAUCUCUGAUCUCUGCUAGGGUAGCUAGUGGGUGUGAAUGUGCAAGCGACUUGAAUAUGGAUGUGGUAGAGUGUUAAUUAAAUCAUUGUUUUAUUGUCACAUACACCAGAUAGGUGCAGUGAAAUGUGUUGUUUUACAGGGUCAGCCAUAGUAGUACGGGCCCCUGGAGAAAAUUAGGGUUAAGUGCCUUGCUCAAGGGCACAUUGACAGAUUUUUCACCUUGUCGGCUCAGGUAUUUGAAUCAGAGAUCUUUCGGUUACUGGCCCAACGCUCUAACCGCUAGGCUACCUGAGAUGUGGUGCCAGCCUAAAGGUGUCUCUGUUUUUAUCUCUGGUGUCAGAUCAUGCAGGAGAACGAGAGAAAGAGGAAGAUGAUAGUGGUGAAAACAGAACAGACAGCUGCAUGUUUACUCCAAACAAGGCUCUCAUUUACUGGGGAAUCACCUUCAAGAGGAAUCUGGGAUGAAACAACACUCAACAUCUAAAUUACAUACACAACUAGGACACAAAUAUUCAUCAGCAUAGCUCAGGGAUAGAUACAGUGAGGGAAAAAAGUAUUUGAUCCCCUGCUGAUUUUGUAAGUUUGCCCACUGACAAAGACAUGAUCAGUCUAUAAUUUUAAUGGUAGGUUUAUUUGAACAGUGAGAGACAGAAUAACAACAAAAAAAUCCAGAAAAACGCAUGUCAAAAGUAUUAUAAAUUGAUUUGCAUUUUAAUGAGGGAAAUAAGUAUUUGACCCCUCUGCAAAACAUGACUUAGUACUUGGUGGAAAAAUCCUUAUUGGCAAUCACAGAGGUCAGACGUUUCUUGUAGUUGGCCACCAGGUUUGCACACAUCUCAGGAGGGAUUUUGUUCCACUCCUCUUUGCAGAUCUUCUCCAAGUCAUUAAGGUUUUGAGGCUGAUGUUUGGCAACUCGAACCUUCAACUCCCUCCACAGAUUUUAUAUGGGAUUAAGGUCUGGAGACUGGCUAGGCCACUCCAGGACCUUAAUGUGCUACUUCUUGAGCCACUCCUUUGUUGCCUUGGUCGUGUGUUUUGGGUCAUUGUCAUGCUGGAAUACCCAUCCACAACCCAUUUUCAAUGUCCUGGCUGAGGGAAGGAGGUUCUCACCCAAGAUUUGACGGUACAUGGCCCCGUCCAUCGUCCCUUUGAUGCAGUGAAGUUGUCCUGUCCCCUUAGCAGAGAAACACCCCCAAAGCAUAAUGUUUCCACCUCCAUGUUUGACGGUGGGGAUGGUGUUCUUGGGGUCAUAGGCAGCAUUCUUCCUCCUCCAAACACGGCGAGUUGAUUUGAUGCCGAAGAGCUUGAUUUUGGUCUCAUCUGACCACAACACUUUCACCCAGUUCUUCUCUGAAUCAUUCAGAUGUUCAUUGGCAAACUUCAGACGGCCCUGUAUAUGUGCUUUCUUGAGCAGGGGGAUCAAAAUCAGAAAUCAGCAGGGGAUCAAAUACUUUUUUCCCUCACUGUAUACUGUACAUGAUUACAUCGGAUCUCUCUCUUUUUCCAUCUCUUUGACUUUGCAAUCACAAUCUGCAAUAUUUCAAACUUUGAACCUUGCCAAGUUUUUAGGAUGAUUAGCUGUUUUUGGUAAGAUCUCUGCAUUUUGUAACGUCAGUCAACUUUUCUCCCCCAACCUCUUCGCUGUCCUAUCUGUCUCUCUCUUUCUCCACUCCCUCGCUCUCACCAUCUUUUCCAGAGUGAUAUUGGGCAGAGUGUACACAGCUGUUUUGUAACCCUUCACCAGGGUCUCUCUUUGCACCUGGAAUCCCUAAACCCCUCUCCAUUCCGCCUCUAUUUGUACCCAGCUCUGCUGAGAAAACAAGCCUAUCUGAAACCACCCCCCCCCCCCCCCCCACACACACACACACACACAGACAGGAUUCAAUAAGGACUGCCUCGAUCAAUGAGACACAGAAUGGCUUCAGAGAGUGACAGAGAGACAAAGAGAAAAAAGAAGGAAGGAGUAAAAAAGAACUGAGAGGAAUGUAAAUGUAAGAAAAACAGGCUGAGUGAGACAGGGGAAAGGAUGUAGGUAGAAGACAGAGGGAAGACAGAGGGAAGACAGAGGGAAGACAGAGGGAAGACAGAGAAGAGACAGAGAAGAGACAGAGAAGACACAGAGAAGACACAGAGAAGACACAGAGAAGAGACAGAGAGGAGACAGAGAAGAGACACAGAGACAGGUGUUCAUGUGUUUUAAAAGGUGAGAACGGGGUGAGGAGGGAUAAGGUCAAAUCCCCACUACUGUAGUUUUGCACUCUCUCCACGUCCUGCCUGCCUCAGUGGAAAGCCCUGUUCCACAUCUGUUGAGAGUUGAAAAGGGCACUGUUAUUCUUCCAACUAAGCCCCAAACCAAACACGACGUCUCAGUUUCAGCGACUGCAUCCGUCUCUGUCCCCCCGUCAAGCCGUCUGUCUUCACUCUGACAGCUCCAGCCCUGGACAGGAAGACGCACGUACCUAGGAAGAUGCACCAGAGGUCUGUAUGAUGUAUACACACUGGGCCCGAAUCAGGAUUCAUUUGGUGUAGGAUUCACAGAACUGUGUGUAUCUAAGGAGUCAGCCUGUCUUAGCCUUAGCCUGCAGGGUGGGUGUGUGUGCGUCCCAUCAGUGUGUGUUUAUGUGUGUGUACUGUGUGUAUGUGUGUGUACUGUGUACUGGGAGUGGCCAUAGGGUCCCCUCCUGUGUGUCCUCAAGGCCAGAGUUGUCCGCUGACGCCCCCCGCAUGCUAACAGGCCUGUGAGAGGCUCUUCAGACAACUCCAACACACUGGGCCAGAACCGCCCGGUGACAAGUGUGGAGGGACAAGAGCCAGCAGGCACAGAGGAAUGCAGCGCACACUGUGUGCCAGACCCUACUUUGUGUGUGUGUGUGUGUGUGUAUGUUUGUCUCUUUCUGUGUGUGGUUUUUGAAUGGAAUUGUACUGACUGGCUUGUUUGGUUUGCAAUACUGCUUGUUUGCCUUUAGCAGACUUGUUUCCCUAACCAACCAACUAUCUGUUUCUAUGUACAAUGUCCCUCUCCAUUUCCUCUGCAUUACAAAUUCUCUAUUCCUCAUUGUAGUGCGUGCGUGCCUGCAUUCGUGAGUGCGUGCAUGCCUGCCUGCCUGCGUACAUGCGUGCGUGAGUGUGUGUGUGUUAUCCCUUCUGACCUGGGUCGGAUCACUUAGGGGAUUAUGGGUAUUAGAGUCUUUACCUACGGUGAGAAAAGGCAACAUCAUCAGUCUAUCUGUGACAGGCCUGAUGCAGUCCCAGGGUACGUUCUGCUGGCGUUGUAAAGGUAUAACAAGCCCAAACCUGUCUCUCACCCCUCUACUAACCCCUUUACACACAAAUGGACAUGCACACACAGAUCAUACACAUCCAUUCAAAUAAUUCACACACCACAACACAGCCAUCAUCCAACCCCUUACACAUACAAAAUAUUACUCUUCAACACUCACUCACAGAUCAUGUCCAACCCCAUUAUACACCACACAUUAUACCACCUCCUCCUACCUGCCCCCAUUUGAGUUUUCUCCCAGUAACACACCUUGGUCAGUAAUCCCUCCUGUGUGUAGACAGGCUGAGUGUAUUCUACCUGAUGGAUCAUCACCCACUGCUGUCUGAGAGAGAGGAGCAUUGUGAAAGCGGGGAUAGGGAUAGGGAUAGGCUGGAUUAGGGUUACUAACAGGGAUAGGCUGGAUUAGGGUUAUUAACAGGGAUAAACUGGGUUAGGGUUAUUAACAGGGAUAGGCUGGAUUAGAGUUACUAACAGGGAUAGGCUGGGUUAGGGUUACUAACAGGGAUAGGCUGGGUGAGGGUUAUUAACAGGGAUAGGCUGGGUGAGGGUUAUUAACAGGGAUAGGCUGGAUUAGGGUUAUUAACAGGGAUAGGCUGGAUUAGGGUUAUUAACAGGGAUAGGCUGGGUUAGGGUUAUUAACAGGGAUAGGCUGGGUUAGGGUUAUUAACAGGGAUAGGCUGGAUUAGGGUUAUUAACAGGGAUAGGCUGGAUUAGGGUUAUUAACAGGGAUAGGCUGGGUUAGGGUUAUUAACAGGGAUAGGCUGGGUUAGGGUUAUUAACAGGGAUAGGCUGGGUGAGGGUUAUUAACAGGGAUAGGCUGGAUUAGGGUUAUUAACAGGGAUAGGCUGGAUUAGGGUUAUUAACAGGGAUAGGCUGGAUUAGGGUUAUUAACAGGGAUAGGCUGGGUUAGGGUUAUUAACAGGGAUAGGCUGGGUUAGGGUUAUUAACAGGGAUAGGCUGGAUUAGGGUUAUUAACAGGGAUAGGCUGGAUUAGGGUUAUUAAAAGGGAUAGGCUGGAUUAGGGUUAUUAACAGGGAUAGGCUGGGUUAGGGUUAUUAACAGGGAUAGGCUGGGUGAGGGUUAUUAACAGGGAUAGGCUGGAUUAGGGUUAUUAACAGGGAUAGGCUGGAUUAGGGUUAUUAACAGGGAUAGGCUGGGUUAGGGUUACUAACAGGGAUAGGCUGGGUUAGAUCCUAAUGAUGACCUCUUGACCUGUGGCUGUAGAGUCUCCUUCUGGGGUGUCAAAUGUAUAACACUGUUAUAGUUUUGAGCUAGGGCCAGAGUUUUUCAUGGUCAGGUCACAUGAUCAAGAAAACCUUUAUAGGCCUUUAAAUUAGAUAUUGUAGUCUAUUGAUUCAUUUUUCUCUGUUAAAAUCAUAAUUAUAUAUGAUGACUACUCAUCUCAUAUGUAUAUACUGCAUUCUAUUCUAUAAUAUUAUUCUGUAUCUUAGUCCAUGCCGCUCUGUCAUUGCUGCCAUUGCUUGUCCAUAUAUGUAUAUAUUCUUGAAUCCCAUUCCUUACUUUUUUGUGUGUAUUGGGUAUAUGUUGUGUAAUUGUUAGAUAUUACUGCACUGUCGGAGCUAGAAGCAUAAGCAUUUCACUACACCCGCUAUAACAUCUGCUAAACACGUGUAUGUGACAAAUAAAAUUUGACUUGAUUUGAUUUUAUACACCCAUUGACUCUAAACCUAUGCAAUAUGUCCACCUGGCCCCUUUGCAUCAGUAUAACAUGGAUGCAGUACAUAUGCUAGCAGGCCUGGUGAAAAGCCUCCAUGUAUUUGUAAUUGGGUGUUGUUAUAAGGAUAAACACUAUCUACAAUGUUUUGAGCACGUCAAGUGUUCACUGUGUGUUCCUGUGUGUGCGAUGAGUGCCGUGUGUGUUUAACCGUGUGUGUUCAACACGUUUGUGUUGACUGACGUGGGUUCACAGUGAUUUUAAACCUUGCCCCCACCACCUCUCACACACACACACAUGUGGACACACUAUUUCCUUGGUGGUCAUGGAUGCGGUGGUCUUUGAGACCCCUGUUCUGAAGCGUUCAGCCACAGUACUUAACACAUGUCACUGCCCACCUUGUGCUCCUGAAAGGAAGGACAGAUGUGUACGCUAAUUGAGUGACAGCUUUACACAGAAACAUGCAAACCUAAAAUAAGCCUCUCUGCCCUCUCUGACUCACAGAAUAAUCCCAGGGACACUCAACACAAGGCCCUUUCCGCCUGGGUGAAAUGUGUUUUUUCAAACCACAAAUCAAUGAUAGAGUUUCAAGGUUUGAUUUAUUUUCAGUCAAAUUUACCUCAACCAAAACUGGAUGAUUCAACGUUUUUGUCCAGUGGGUUCCAGGAUUUUACGUGUUAGUCUAAAGCAUUACUAUAGUCCACUCGCUCGCUUGCCCCUCUCUUUCUAUCUUUUAGUGUCUCUCUCUCUCUCUCUCUCUCUCUCUCUCUCUCUCUCUCUCUCUCUCUCUCUCUUUCUUUCUUUCUCUUUAAUUUAAGGGGCUUUAUUGGCAUGGGAAACAUGUUUACAUUGCCAAAGCAAGUGAAAUACAGUGCUUUGCAAAAGUAUUCAUCCCCCUUGGAGUUUUUCCUAUUUCGUUGCAUUACAACCUGCAAUUUAAAUGGAUAUUUAUUUGGAUUUCAUGUAAUGGACAUACACAAAAUAGUCCAAAUUGGUGAAGUGAAAUGAAAACAAUAACGGAAAAGUGGUGCUUGCAUAUGUAUUCACCCCCUUUGCUAUGAAGCCACUCAAUAAGAUCUGGUGCAACCAAUUACCUUCAGAAGUCACAUAAUUAGUUAAAUAAAGUCCACCUGUGUGCAAUCUAAGUGUCACAUGAUCUCAGUAUAUAUACACCUGUUCUGAAAGGCCCCAGAGUCUGCAACACCACUAAGCAAGGGGCACCACCAAGCAAGCGGCACCAUGAAGACCAAGGAGCUCUCCAAAGAGGUCAGGGACAAAGUUAUCGAGAAGUACAGAUCAGGGUUGGGUUAUAAAUAAAUAUCCGAAAAUUUGAACAUCCCACAGAGCACCAUUAAAUCCAUUAUAAAAAAAUUGAAAGAAUAUGGCACCACAACAAACCUGCCAAGAGAGGGCCGCCCACCAAAACUCACGGACCAGGCAAGGAGGGCAUUCAUCAGAGACAACAAAGAGACCAAAGAUAACCCUGAAGGAGCUGCAAAGCUCCACAGCGGAGAUUGGAGUAUCUGUCCAUAGGACCACUUUAAGCUGUACACUCCACAGAGCGGCCAGAAAAAAAGCCAUUGCUUAAAGAAAAAAAUAAGCAAACACGUUUGGUGUUCGCCAAAAGGCAUGUGGGAGACUUCCAAAACAUAUGGAAGAAGGUACUCUGGUCAGAUGAGACUAAAAUUGAGCUUUUUGGCCAUCAAGGAAAACACUAUGUCUGGUGCAAACCCAACACCUCUCAUCACCCCGAGAACACCAUUCCCACAGUGAAGCAUGGUGGUGGAAGCAUCAUGUUGUGGGGCUGUUUUUCAUUGGCAGGGACUGGGAAACUGGUCAGAAUUGAAGGAAUGAUGGAUGGCGCUAAAUACAGGGAAAUUCUUGAGGGAAACCUGUUUCAGUCUUCCAGAGAUUUGAGACUGGGACGGAGGUUCACCUUCCAGCAGGACAAUGACCCUAAGCAUACUGCUAAAGCAACACACAAGUGGUUUAAGGGGAAACAUUUAAAUGUCUUGGAAUGGCCUAGUCAAAGCCCAGACCUCAAUCCAAUUGAGAACCUGUGGUAUGACUUAAAGAUUGCUGUACACCAGCGGAACCCAUCCAACUUGAAGGAGCUGGAGCAGUUUUGCCUUGAAGAAUGGGCAAAAAUCCCAGUGGCUAGAUGUGCCAAGCUUAUAGAGACAUACCCCAAGAGACUUCCAGCUGUAAUUUAUGCAAAAGGUGGCUCUACAAAGUAUUGCCUUUGGGGGGGUGAAUUGUUAUGCACGCUCAAGUUCUGUUUUUUUGUCUUAUUUCUUGUUUGUUUCACAAUAAAAAAUAUUUUGCAUCUUCAAAGUGGUAGGCAUGUUGUGUAAAUCAAAAGAUACAAACCCCCCCAAAAAUCUAUUUUUAUUCCAGGUUGUAAGGCAACAAAAUAGGAAAAAUGCCUAGGGGGGUGAAUACUUUCACAAGCCACUGUAGAUAAUAAACUAAAGUCAAAUAAACAAUACAAAUUAACAGUAAACAUUACACUCACAACAGUUCCAAAAUAAUAAAGACAUUUCAAGUGUCAUAUUAUGUCUACUGCACUGUCGGAGUAAUGAUGUGCAAAUAGUUAAAGUACAAAAGGGAAAAUAAAUAAACAUAAAUAUAGGUUGUAUUUACAAUGGUGUUUGUUCUUCACUAGUUGUCUUUUUCUUGUGGCAACAGGUCACAAAUCUUGCUGCUGUGAUUGCACACUGUGGUAUUUCACCCAGUAGAUAUGGGAGUUUAUCAAAAUUGGAUUUGUUUUCACAUAUUUGUGGGUUAGUGAAAUCUGAGGGAAAUAUGUGUCUCUAAUAUGGUCAUACAUUUGGCAGGAAGUUAGGAAGUGCAGCUCAGUUUCCAGCUCAUUUUGUGGGCAGUGUGCACAUAGCCUGUCUUCUCUUCCUUCCACUCUCUCUCUCCUCUCUCUAUCUCUCUGACUCUCUCGUUAUCUCUCACUUGUCUUUCUCCCUCUCUCUCUUGUUCAACUCUCUCUCUCUCUCUCUCUCUCUCUCUCUCGCUCUCUCUCUCUCCUCCCUCUCUCUGUCUCUCUGACUCUCUCUUUAUCGCUCACUCGUCUUUCGCUCUCUCUCUCUCUUGUUCAACUCUCUCCCUCUCUCUCUCUCUCCCUCUCUCGCUCUCACACUUUACCGCCCUCUCUCUCUCUGAGGCAAGGACACUGAGUGACUGUGUGGAAGUGAGAGGAGAGGUGGCGUUAGCAGUUUGCUCAUCAGGGUAGUAUCUCCACUCCAAUAACAAUUACAUCAAGUGGUGUGGUAAAUGAGGUGGCCCGUGGUUCAAUGACUGGGGCUAAUCACUACAGUCUGCUCACUAAAACACAGUGAUAAUGAUAGGCAGUAGGCAGAGGAGGAGUCAGCUGCUGCUGGCAAUGCUUGAUUUAACACACAGUCCUCCUUCUGCACUGUUAUCCGCAGAUAGACAAGUGUGCACACACACACAGACACAGAAAUACACGCACGCACGCACACUCACACAUACACAUAGCCUACACGCAUCUUCACACAGCUUUUUUUGUGGAUGGGAAUAGAUGGAACCAUGCCCAGAUGAAAUGAAGGCUCUUUAACCUGUACUCAACUCUGCCGUCCAUGACAAUACUGAGAUGAGAUCCAAACUGCUGGGCCAGGUUUAAAAACACACUUACACUGAUCCAACAUUGAGUGGAUGGAUGGUCAGAGGGAGACAGAGCAUCUGUUUUACAGUAUGUCUCUAUUCCUCUGGCAUCGUACCUCAGAGAGAGAAGUGUCUGACUCUGUUCUUUGGGAUGGAAACUGGCCUGUCAUGAGGUGAUCUAUCAAAAGAAGCUAUCCUGCUCUGUUAUUACCUCCUCUAUCAUCAGAAAGACACUGUAAAUCCCUGGACAAAUUUAUAUGAGUAGCCAGUGACAUGUGGUUUGUAUUGGCCCUUAGACAGCUUGCCCAGGAUCAGAUUUGUUGCUAUUCUUUUAAUGGUCAGUGUUAGGAUUGGGUUUGGGAGAGCUGAUCUGGAAUAAUAAUAAUAUGCCAUUUAGCAGACGCUUUUAUCCAAAGCGACUUACAGUCAUGCGUGCAUAAUUAUUUUUGUGUAUGGGUGGUCCCAGGGAUCGAACCCACUACCUUGGCGUUACAAGCGCCGUGCUCUACCAGCUGAGCUACAGAGGACCACGGAUAGACAAGUGGAAUCAGUUUUGAAGGUCACAGAGUAUGAGGAGGAGUCAGUGUUGGCUUCAGCCAGGCCUGAGCAGGUGCUGUAGGGCUGUGUGACCAGCUGGUAUUGGUAAUGUCUGGGCUGGGCCAUCCAUGAUAUCGGGGUGGGCUGCUUUGGUCCACUGGGUCUUGGCCUCUGGAUCUGGACCAGGCUUUUGUUACUGCUGUCCUCUGGUCUUGAGCUCAGAACAAUAUGAGCUGCAUCGCUAAACUCUCUGUGUGAGCGUUUGGCUAUGAAACUCUUUAAUGGGCCCACUGUGUAAAUAUUAGCCGUGGGUUGGCAUUUUAAAUCAAUUUUAAAUGUGAAGAUAAAACUUGCCCUUUGAAAAGUCACAAUGGCUGAGUUUGAGAUAAUGUCCUCUUGGAGUGGUGUGUGUGGAUUUGGAAUGUGUCCUAUUAAGGUAGCAAGCAUGUCUUUGAUCACACUUGAAAUGCUGCAGAAGGUGUGAAUGUGAAAUACUGCCUCUUAAGGUGGUAUGUGUUCAUUUGAGUUUGGUCCUCUUAAGGUGGUUUGUGUGGAUGUGGAUGUAUCCGUGAGGCUCUGGUUGUGGACUGAUGGAGGAGGCUUUGACAGACACUUAGUGCCGAGGAGAGGGGGUGGGGUGAGGGGGUGAGGAGAGGCGGGAUAGGGGGCCUAGAGGGGUGAGAUUGAGGGGGCCAGGUGUUGUGGCUUGGCGCUGGCAUGCCUGGCACUCAGAGGGCGCUCUAUGUUUAGCCCUUACAUGAUUUUACAUGUGCUGUUUUUCCUGGGCCUGCUGCUGUUUGUUGAUGGGACAGAAUGGUUCCCCCUCUCGCACUCUCACUGGCAUCUACCGGCCCCUCUGGUUCCACUGUACCCAUGCUACAUCUGACACAAGCACUUCCUUCUUUCUCUCCUUCUUUAAUUCCUUCCAUCCAACCUUCUUUCCCACUUUUCUCCUUCUUCCCCCUCUUCUCAUCCCUUCAUUUCCCAACCUUGAAUACAACAAAUAUCCAACAGAGUCACUUAGCCUGCUUUUUUUCCAUCUCCCCACAGAACACUAUCACUCACCUUAGUCAAUUUCACCCAACUAUGAUUUGUGUGAGACCUCCCUACUGGAUGAUAAUAAUAAUAAUAUGCCAUUUAGCAGACGCUUUUAUCCAAAGCGACUUACAGUCAUGUGUGCAUACAUUUUUUACUUAUGGGUGGUCCUGGGGAUCGAACCCACUACCCUGGCGUUACAAGCGUCAUGCUCUACCAAUUGAGCUACAGAGGACCACAAUGACUGGUGGUUUGUGUGAGCGCUGUGGAGCCUUGUCAUGGGUGGGUGAUUGAGACCAGACAUUGUGGUUUUCUCUCUCACCACUGCCCCCUCCACCCUAUACUGGGUUCAGGGUUGGUUUGGCCCAGGGCAGUGCGGGUUGGAGUUCCCUGGGGUGCAGUAAAGUGAUAGGGAGGUGCAGGGGUUCAAAUCGCCCCCGGAGAGAGGGGUCAGAUGUCAAAGCCUGUGAGCGGGGUCAGGGUCACCAUAGUCAAACAUGGGAUGAGGUAGGCCCUUCCUGUACAGAUCACUGCUGUUUAUACAUUUACCGCAUGCGUGGGUGCGUGCACGUUUGUGUUUAAUGAGAGGGCUAGGCAGCUCUGUUUGCUCUAAGCUGAAGCCUCAUCUAUCCACCAUAUUAAACUUCACCUUCCUUCCCUCAGCAGCCCCGCCACCUACUCAGCAGCUCCUAAGAUGGACGACCCCGGGGUCAUACCAGUCACCUCACUCAGACACUGGCCAAAUACUGAGGCCCUGGCUGAAUAAUGGUCUGUCAGUGACCUCUAACCCCUGGCCUGGCUCUUAUGUCAGAUCAAUAUUCUCCAGUCCUAUGGGAGUGGAUUGUCUGAUAAUGAUAGGUAGCAUCCAGCCAUCUAGACAGGCAUCUAUUAGUGCUCCCAGCUCAUGCUCCAUCAAUGUCUUUAUCUUCUGUAGAUCUAGGUGUCUGUGUUUCUAUGAUCUAGGCUAGGGCUAUAUGCUACACUUGCUAGUUUUGUCCAAGGUGUGCCAUUUUUUGUGGGGUUAUUUUAACAAGGCUUGUGGCCUCUUGAGUUAUGUGGCUUCUGAGAUAGACAGAGAGCACCCUGAGAUCUGUGUGUGUGUGUGUAACCUGGGGUUUGAGCACCCCACGCAUGUAAGAAGAGGUAGAACAUAGCAUUGUCGUAAGUCAGUGUGAUGGCAACCUGUGUUAGGGUCGGCCUUGAGACCAGAGGGUAAUGGUAUUGGCUGUCAGCCCCUGGGGUUAGGCACUGAGUGAGUGACCGAGCCCUGCUGUGUGUGUGCGUGCGUGUGUGUUGAAUGACACUCACCCCAUGCUGCCUCUUUCACCCUUUGACCACCAGAAUAGGAUCAUCAUUCAUUAACCUGUCCUGUACUGUGAGUUAACUUCUUAUGUCAUUCAUGGAAAACAGCUGAGAAUCACUGUUAACUUCUCUUUCUCUCUUUGUCUCUCUCAUUAACACUCUGGUUCUCACUCUGGUUCUCACUCUGGUUCUCACUCUGGUUCUCACACUGGUUCUCACACUGGUUCUCACUCUGGUUCUCACUCUCUAUCUCUUGCUUUCACUGACUGUAAAACACAUUAUAAUGUUCUUGCCAUGUAGGACCUACCUCACACAAACAGCCAUGUGUUUUCAAUCUAAAAUUCAAUAACUCUUGUCCCUGUCUGAGCAGCUCUGACAAAACCUUUUGUUCCCAGGGCAAUGUACCACAACAAAAGAGUAAAGUGUCUAUUUUCUAGUUUCUCUUUUCUCAUCUCUUUUUGCUGUCAACGCCCAGUCUGACUCUGAACCCUGGCAGAGAGCUCGGUGCGUGUGUGUCUGCACAGAUGUGUGUGAUCAGUGGAGGUAAUGAUGUCUGAACCAUGGCUGGUGCUGGUGGUGUUGGUGGCACAGUGCUAUGAAUGAUGGGCCAGGUGGAUGGAGGUCCUCCUGCCCUGAGGGAGAGGGGGAAACACCAGGUAGAGGGAAAAAUGUGGUCUCUAACUCAAUUGGUAGAGCAUGGCGCUUGUAACGCCAGGGUAGUGGGUUCCAUCCCCGGGACCACCCAUACGUAAAAAUGUAUGCACACAUGACUGUAAUUCGCUUUGGAUAAAAGCGUCUGCUAAAUGGCAUAUUAUAUUAUUAUAUUAUUUAUAAAUAGACUCCAUAUGGUGACAUCAGUGCCCAGGGCCAAAUGACCAGAGAUGUAUUAGCCUCUGCCCCGUCGGGCCACAGUGGUGUUACCUAUCUAAAGAGCUCCCCCUAGAGGUCAGGGACAUGAACUACGGAAUGUGUGUGUGUGUGUGUGUGUGUGUGUGUGUGUGUGUGUGUGUGUGUGUGUGUGUGUGUGUGUGUGUUUGUGCGCGUGUGUGUAGAACACACAGCAAAUGUCGGGGGAACAGAUAUGAAGGGAAUAUUCUAAAACCAAAGCACAGAGACUGUGGUUUGUCAGACACAUUGCUUUUAGCAAUGUAAAAAACUAUGUAAUUCUGUGAGAGAGCAGUUGAACCUUGUAAUGUUUGCCCGCAUGACCAUUUAGUUUGUAUUUAGUCAUUUGUUAUAGUUCCAUUGUGUGGCUUGGUACAGGUCAGCGGUUUCAUGUGGUCUGUGGAGGGAAAGUGUCUACUUUUGUCUCCUAUUGUUAUAAAACCAUUGGAAUCUGACCUCGCUCUGACCCCACUGUAAUCAUGUGUUAUAGAAAACACCAGGAAAGCUUUCUCUUUCUCCCUCCCCCAUUUCUCUCUUCUUCCCCAUCCUGCUCUCAACCAGGGUGCAAACCAUUCAUUACCUGUGUUUGGUCACCAGAGAGAAAGAGAAGGGGGGAAAGAGAGGAGGAGAGGAGUGAAAAGAAGGAUUAUCGUUAUGAGAGUGCUUUGUUAAGAGUGCUAGUCCCUGAAUCCUACAUGAGCCUGUCUAAGUGGCUGUGAGUAAUUCAGCCAAUCAGGCGUCAUUAAUCCCAAAGACGGAUAGAGAUAGGAUUUGUGUGUCUUCAUUUUUAAACUCUAUUGGCUCAUCGCGUCACAUGAAUGAAUUUAACAAAUGAAGGUGUUGAUUUCUUAAUGACGUCAUUCGUUUUUGAGUUGUCAGCCUCACAGCUAGUUCUUUAUUUCCUUGUCUGCCACAAUGAUGUUCGUUGUGAGAGACUUUGAGCGAACUCACAAAAUAACUCUGACAAAACCCUGAUGCUGAUUUCCCCAUUGAGCUCUGUCUGUACAUUAUGGUUCAGGAUUAUGUCUCAGUGUGGAUUGAUAUUAGGUACUAUCAGUCACAAGGCUCUCUUAGGUGUCUCUAGGAGGGUCAGAGUAAUCCUCUCUGUGGUCCCUGUUAGCUCCUCUGACAUAAAUCCUCUGCUCAUCACUUUCAGAAAGGUGACCACCCUCGCCUCUCAAUCUUACUCUCUUCUCUAAUCCGUGCUAAUCUUUAAGGCAGGUCCCAGGUCAGAUUUGAGUGACAGGUGAGAGCAGCUAAAGGUACACACAGGUUGAAAGGUAGCAUUACAAGCUUAGAGAGAUGGACAGACCAAGCUGGCUAUCCCACAAUGCCGCUUACUGAGGAAGUGAUACAGUACUUACUGGUGGCUCUCUGGGUUUUGGUUGCCCUCUGUCAGUUAUGGUAUCAGUGAAAGGCUCAGAAACUGAGGCUGAUGGAGGCCAUGCUGUGCUGCCUGGAGUCACAGCACUCAGCUGGAGCAUGAAAAAAGUUGGCCUUUAAGAGAGAAAACAAGGUUUCAGUUUCAUGUUUGACCAGGCUAUAAUUAGAGAGAAAAAUAUGAGAAUUUAGCUGACAAAUCACACAAAAAGACACACUCUCACACAGAAUAUAGGACACACAUGGGAUGCACACACACACAUGCAAGCACACACACAGCCACACGUAGCCACACACCCACACACACUCCUCUGUGGUCCCACCAAACCCAGUAGGACAGUCACUAAUCCUGCAGCACAUUUGCAAUCCGUAUAAGGACAACCUGAUACCCCCAGCAGGAUCCAGCCAAUACACACCACCCUUUAUACUCCUCACGCCUCUUAAAGCCUGGAAAUGUACGUGUCAGUGGGAACAGCUGCACUGCCGUCCAACACAGCCUCCUCUCUCACCUGACCCUGAAUCAGUUCUGAGUGCACCUCUCCCCCUGGAGAGGUUGUUAGGUGGGUGUAAUAUCUGCUGCUGGGUCAGUGAAUCUCAGUCCUGAGAAACCUCCCACAGAGCGUGAGUGAGUUGAUCCGUAUCGGAUCAUCACUGCACAGUAUGCACAGACACGGUCCCCAGCCUGUUCCCCUGGCCCCAGUGUGUCAAUGAACAGAGGUGGAGUAUUGAAGACAUCCGCAUUAUGUCAGUGAUACCAAGCUCGGCCAUUAGCGACUCUGAGAUGCGCUGGCCAACCUAACCCAAUCUGUCUCCAUUAAACGCAUCAGAAAUGCAACUGUAUAUGGCCUAUGGGAAUAUGUGUUUCCCAUCACUCUCCAGGAAUGAAUACCUGGCAUAUCUGGCUGACGUGCUCCUUCCUCUGGAGGGCCGCUCAGUUUACCCUGAAGCUCCAUGUGAAUCUGGUUGGGGCUGUUUCUGGGGCCUUGAGAAACACACUCUUUCCCAGCGCUGAGAGAGAUUCCACCGGGUCUCUUCCAUCACCAUGUCAUAUUGGUCUAAUGAAAAUCUCCCUCUUUUGAGGGGAUCCUCUUAAAUCUGCCAAAGGCCCGUGCUAACCAGAGGAUUUGGACUUUAGCGCUGGGGGACUUUAAUUUCAGCACUCUCAUAAGUCAUCACAGCCCAGCUCAAACAUUGAUAUGUGGCUUAUGACUGACUAGCAGUCUGUCGUAAGAUACUUUUUGGCUGGUGGUAGAGGGGAGGUUUGAGCGCCCGCUCUAGAGCAGUGAGAGGAUUGAGAAUGACAUGGUGGGAUCCUGUAAACAAAACCAGAUAGUAGGACGUAGAUGUGUCUUCAGACACAUCUGGUUGCAUUUUCUCUCGUCUAGGGCUCUAAAUCACAUACUUUUAGUAUGCAUCUUAUGUUACUCCCCUUCUUGAAGUCAUCACUGAUCUGACAUGACUAGAUACAGUAGAUGAGAGUUACACAAUGAAGCCCUUGCUUAUGCCUGCCCAAUAGUGUUAGAUCAGUGAAUGACAUCCAGAAAGGUAGAAUCAUGGAAAUGCAUGUUAGUAUCAAUACUAUUAGACCUUGUAGUCUUGAAGAAUCUUACUCAUAACCUCUCUGCUUUCCUUCCAGGUUCUACCGGGGUGACUAUCACAUUGACGUGUGUAUAAACGACUACCUGGACGUCUUCUGUCCCCACUACCUGGACUAUGUCCCUGAGGAACGGAUGGAACGCUAUGUCCUCUACAUGGUCAACUACGACGGCUACAGCUCCUGUGACCACACUGCCAAGGGCUUCAAACGCUGGGAGUGUAACAGGCCCCACUCCCCCAACGGACCCCUGAAGUUCUCCGAGAAGUUCCAGCUCUUCACCCCCUUCUCUCUGGGCUUCGAGUUCCGCUCUGGCAGAGAGUACUACUACAUCUGUGAGUAAAUGUAAUUAUUGACAUCUUUAUGGUAAUUUAGCACAUGCUUAUAUUCAACUAAACCUUCAAGUUAACAAAAGCAUUCAGUAUAAAGUAUGGUCCAUGCGGAAUUCAAACCCACAACUCUGCUGUUGCAAGCUCCAUGCCCCAACAAACUGAGUUAACACUGUUGUUACUACAGUAUUAUGAUAUGUGAUACAGGAAUGCUUUGCUUAGACAGAGAGCUACCACAGUUUUCCUGCAUGGUAUGGACAUUUAUGAUAUCAGUGGAGAGUUAAUAGAGUAUGUUGUGAGCUCAGGCUACUUGGGUAGAAUGCAACAUACUUAGAUGAUUCAAGGGUAUGAUGUGAGACAUUUUUUGUAGUCCAUCCAUGGAACUGACAAAGGGGAAACAAUAGCAGAGUAGAACUUGGUUUUGUAAGUCCUGGCAAAGAGGUUCAAAACCAAACAUUUGCCUGAGGGGAAAACAUCUCCGUUCUCGUGGUCUCCCUCUAAAGAGUCUUUGUUACAAACUCGCCAGGCACAGCUUUCUGCUGCUCGUGAGAAGGCCUCUGGAACACAAGCAUCUGAAGCUAUGUUUUUACAAGUGGAGUCGGAGCACCACAGGGCGGAGAGCUGAGACUAAAUAAGAGAGAGCAAGGGGCGUCCUGCUAGGCUACAGUAUGUCUCCUUCCCCCUACAGAGAUGCCUACGCUUCAGUAGCCUCAGCCUCAGCCGCACGCCUCAGACCCAAGCUGCCUGACAAAUCGCCAGUCCUUAAAGACACACGAUCUACUGAUUUGCUUAAUCUCCUAGGAUGUUAUUCUACUGGAUUGAAUGGACAAAGGGUGGUGUGGGGCUUCUGUGUAUAUCUGUGAGUAGGUAAUGGACUUUACCUUAGGAUGUCUAUCAGACUGUUUAAUGUGCAAAUAGGAGAGCCAAGAUUUCAAAAUAGCCAUCAAGUAUAUAUACAGUAGGGCUUUUAGAGUGAAACAAAGGGAGAGAGAAAGACAAAGAGAGACUGGCCACAUGUCCUAAAGGCAUUUCCCUCCUUGACUCAGAACUAUGAAUCAGCAGUUAGAGAUUCACUCAGAAAAUAGGCAGUUUUUCACCCAGAACAUUGAGAGGUGGAUGAAAUAACAAACAGAGGUGUACGUAAUCACACCCCGGGGAACAUACUGAGGUGUACACUAAUCUGCUCCAACAUCCUCUCAACUCUUGUCCCCCUAUGUAGUUCCAGAAAAGCUGUAUAUCUCACAGUAAACCAUGUGAUAUUAGUUUCAGUAUCACAUUGCAUGUGUCUGAUCUGUUAAGUAUAACAAAAUAGUUACAUUAUUAGAUGAUACUAGCACAUAUUGUAACACUACUGGACAAUGGAGCUGUGAACUUGCAACAAGCAAGUCAAAUGUUUGGGAGUUGACAUGUGCUGGUGUCAACGACUCAGCGCCAAACACAGACAGACAACCCUUUGUCCCCCCUAGGAGAAGAGAGGAACGGGUGCGGUGGGACACGGGUGGGUUAAAUCAAAUGAAUGACACCUGCGGUUGGUUGGCUCUGGGUCUCUCCGUUCGUCUGGCAGACAGACGCCUGCAGGAAGCCAUCAGGGGGAUCAGAAGGGGCGGCCUGGGGGGUCAGAGUUCAGCCUGUCCUGAUGUCUGGAUGUGAACCCGGGCUUCUCCCAGGCUUAGGGCUGCAUGUUUUUCUAAUAGAGCCAAUAGGGAAGUCUGAUCCUAAUCUCGGGGGAUAGAAAUCCAAUUUUCUGGGGAGACAGUUGAGAGUCUGGCUCUCCCUGUAUGACUGGGGCUGACUGUCUGCUGUAAAGCCCUGGCUUGAAAAGCCUAGGUUGUGCUCCGUACACAGUCUGAAGAUCUACAUAGAUAAUGAGAUGAACCCUGUUCAGACUUAAGUUACACGGCAUCUGAGCCCCUAGCUUUUGUCUGGUGUUGUGUAUGUCUGUGUGUGUCUGGUGGUGUGUAUGUGUGUUUGGGAGCAUCUGUGUGUGUAUAGUGUGCGUGCAUGUGUGACACGUUCAUGGGAUGGCUUGUGUUCAUGAGAGGACGUUUUCUGGGUUUGUACUUUAUGUGUAUACUCUAUGAGUGUCUGCAUGAGGUUUACUGUCCUCCAGUCCGUCUACUCUGCUCUGCUAGUUUCCUCUACUUGGCCGCAUGGCAUGACUAACCACAGAUCCAGUGUUGCAGCGCGUGAGGCAGGGUCGUAGAAAAGCAGUUUAUUGGCUGUGUGGUGUGUGUUGUGGAGCCCAGACUCUGUCUGUCUGGGAAUGGAAAGGGAGCUAGUGCAGUCUGGCCUGCGUGCCUGCCACUGUAGGGGUGUGAGGUAAGUUACACGAUACUCGCUGACACAGACAGAAGAGUCAUGAUUGACAACCCUGGCUGUUUUUUCCCCCACCACACUGCCAAUAUAACUCUCAUCAUCAAGUUUUAAAGACAAUUUUUAUCUUGUUUCAUAGUCACGCUAAGUGCUUUGAAAUGGGAAGCCCAGCCUUCUGCCGUGGAAAUACUGACAAGGCUAGUUUUUAUCUGGAAUUUACUGCCAGUAUCAUUCACUGGGAAGAAGUAGCAACGAGCAUGCCCCGCCCACCUGAGGAUCUGUCUUUUUCAGCCUAUUUCCUGUGUUUGGGGGGUGCAAAAUCCACUUGUCACUUAAAUCUCGCUGGAUUUAUUGCUUUCAUUUUACUCUUGCAACUCUUUCAUACUCUUGCGUGUGCUUGUCGUUUUUUUCCAUUAACGUUACGACUGCGGAAAUGUUUGUAAUCACCUGCCAAACACACCGGUAAUGGCUGAAAUGGGCUCAAUGGAAUACAUAGUCUUUCUGUUGCAUCUAUGAGAACAAUAAAGCUUUGUCAGGGAGUUAAUGCACCAUCUCGAAAACUGACAUCACAAGAAAGAUAACUUUAUUUUGAUGGGUGUACAUGUUUUGUGGAAUAAAAAAAUUUAUAAUAAUAAUUGAAUACAGUUGAAAUGUAUACAAAUGAGAUGCGCUGAAAUGAAAGCAACUUCCGAAAAUUAACACUCAGAUUAUAGUGAUAUUAUGUCUGAUCUCGCAAACACUGUAAAGUAUGUAUAGAUAGGUGUAACAUAGAGCCAAGCAUGUUGAUUUUUAAUCCAAGGGUAUCCUGCUAUUGACACACAUGAAACAGAACGUGACAACAACAAUAAUUAAUGAGGCAGUCUAGACAGUGCAGGUUAGUGCAGACAGGGUAGACAGAGCAAGUGUUUGGUGGUUGCAGCCCUGUUCAACCUCUUUAUGUUAAUAUAUGUGUUAAUAUAUGCAAAUAUCUUAUUCAUGCAAAUGAGGCACAUAUCAUUUUCUUUAUUUUAACCCAAAAUUUAAAACAAAAUACCUGAUACAAUAAGACAUUGUACAUAUGAGUGCAUUAUAAGAAUAGUUUUCUAUUUUAUAUUUUUUAUAAAUUGAAUACCUGAAUUCCCACCAAAAUCCCUGAACUCAUUAUUUGUUUGUGCGAGUAAAAUGUGUUAUGUGCUUUGUCAGUAUCUGAUGGAUUUUUUAAAUUCUAAAAGUUUGGAGUAUCUUGUUUUGAAAACCUUUUAACAAUUUCGAUGACCGUUGCUUGAAGAAGAGUAUCUCAGGAUAGAGGAUAGGCAAGCAAUAGAUCUCUUGUGUCAACUAACUCUCGAGCUCUGCGGGCAAGCGAGUCCUCUCCUCUCUCUCUCUCGUCUCUCUCUCUCUCUCGGUCUCUCUCUCUCCUCAUCUCAUCCUCUCUCUCUCGCUCUCUCUCUCCUCUCCUCCUAUCUCUCUCUCUAUCUCACUCACUCCACGCACUUCACUCACUCACUCACCUCACCACUCACUCACCUCACUCACUCACUCACUCAGCACUCACUCACUCACCUCACUCACUCACUCACUCACCACCUCAAACUCACUCACUCACUCACACACACACACCCCCACACACACACACACACACACACACACAGCAUGAUAGUGCCCUGAGGGGUGGGUGGGGGUUUAUGACUAGAUUAAGAGCAGCUUGAGACCCCAGGCAGGCCAGGAAAUGAUGGGGUCAGAACAUAGAGGCCCACAGAGCACUGUCUGGGUGGGGUGGGAGAGGAAGAGGCAUUCUAAAGAUGAAUACAAGCACGGGUCAGAGUCUGUCAAACUAGCAACAAGAACAAGAUCGCAGUCACAACCUACUUUCAGUAUAGAAGAGUGAUAGGGACUUCAGAACUAUUGCUUCUCAAGACAUCAGACAAUAUGAAAUCGCUGCAGUCUAGUUUGGUGAUUACGUCCUAGGUGACAUUGUCUAGUUGUUGACAGGUCAGAAGUUGGAGCGGCCUGAAUUGAAGUGACUUGCCACCAUUGGGAUUUAGUGAAGCAGCUGUCAUAUUCCAGUUACCCAGAGUAGAUGUCUGUCUAGCAGGGUUGUGCUACUUUACUGCUAAUAGAACCCAGUGGCAGGUGUUGAUGGCCUCUGCAGCCAAUCAAAUCUUUCAUAGCAGAUGGUGAUGUUACUCUGAGCAAUCAAUUUCUGUGUUGCAGAUGUUGGAGCCAAUACAAGUUUGAGUAGCAGGUGCAAACAGUUCUUUGAGCCAAUGGAAGUUUGAGUAUCAGAUGUGGAUGUUACUCGGGAGCCAAUCAAAAUUGAGGGGGGCAUGUGUUUUUGUUAUUUGAAUCUAAUGGAAGUUUAAGUCGCAUAUGUUGCCCUCACUCAGUAGCCAAUAAAAAUAUGUGUUUCAGGGUUUGUUUGGGGUGUGAUAGCUCUCUGUUUGACGUAUGUCUGUACAGAAUAGCUCUCGGUUAUUUGCUGUUAGCAUUAAAGUACGUAAGCAUUGUUCCUAACAUAUCUGAAAUGUUUUCACAGCAUCCACCGUUGCUGACAAUGGAAGGAGAAGUUGCCUACGACUGAAGGUGUUCGUCAGACCAGCAAGUAAGUGGAUUUCUGAAAUAAAUGUUAUAUUUCUCUCAAACUGUGAACAAACUUUUAAUGCAUUGUGUGAGAGUCCAAUAUCAAUUUUGGGCUCGCUGUGAAUGUUCACGUCCCACUCUCUCCUUUUGUUGCAGACAAUUGUGUGAAAACUGUCAGUGUUCACGAUCGGGUCUUUGACGUCAAUGAGAGGGUGGACAAUUCCCUAGAACCAAGAGGUUUGUAAGACACUAUAAACUGUGUGGGGGUAUGUGCCUGCCUGCAUGCUUGAGAGUGUCUGUGUACCCGGGUAUGACAAAUUAUAUUUCCUGAUACAGAAUUCCGAAGGGGCUCAUAUUUUCCCAUUGUUCCAACUGAAUGGAUAAGUCAGUCACAUAGGAAGUUGAUGGAAUGACAAAGCCACUACAUUUCGUACAUUAAUGUUUCAGUCGUUGCAGCUAAAUUAUGAUGUCUCUUGAUGUCUCAGUAAUUCUUAUCUCCUUCUCCUCUCUCCCUCCUCUCUCCCUCCAUCAUGUCCUCCCUCCAUCUAGAUGAUACCAGUCACGAAUCAGCCGAGCCAUCCCGAGGUGACGUCAACUCAGUGGGCCGGGUUCAGACCACCGGCCUGCUGGUCACCUCCGCCCUGGUUCUCUGGGCAGCCAUCUUGCCUUUA